Dendronephthya gigantea is the source of this 1017-nucleotide messenger RNA. Its product is annotated as histamine H2 receptor-like. Gene Ontology annotation, molecular function: G protein-coupled receptor activity. The transcript is spliced from 2 exons. The coding region runs from base 1 to 1017 and encodes 338 amino acids. NCBI's taxonomy places the organism in Eukaryota, Metazoa, Cnidaria, Anthozoa, Malacalcyonacea, Nephtheidae. Gene Ontology annotation, biological process: G protein-coupled receptor signaling pathway. Gene Ontology annotation, cellular component: membrane. The record is from RefSeq and is a predicted model, not a curated record.
AUGAACGACUGGGAACCGAUUUUUAACGAAGUGUAUAAUGGCAUUGAAUAUCACAGAAGCAUUAAAAAAAGUCAAAAGAAUCUCUCUCUUUUAGCUGAAGAGGAAUUUGAUUACUUCCUUGCGGGUCACUGCGAUAAAUCAGAACAUUAUUAUUAUGAAUUCGAAAAUCUAGACAAACCAACUUCGCCGGAAUUUAUCGCCGUCUACGCCGUACUUAUUUUUGGUGGAGUCGUGUUAAACCUCCUGGUUCUGGUCACGACAUUUUCCCGAAAUCGAUGGCGAACAGUAACAAAUACAUUCAUCGUCUCAUUGUCUUUAGGAGACUUCUUGUUGGCAACUGUGAUUAUUCCCGUGAGGAUAAACGAACGUUUUCUCUCGAAAAGUUUCGUCGAAAUGCGAAUAAUAUACCCAUGCAUUGGAGCAAUCACCAUAUUCAGUCUGAGUUGUUUAACCUUAGAUCGGUAUCUGAAUAUAAUGCACGCUAUGGACUAUGAUGGAUACAUGAAUAAGUCGCGAGCUGCUGUUUUGAUUGCAAGUUGUUGGAUCUUCUCCAUUCUUCAAUCGUGCAUAUACUUCUUGAUUCACGAAAGUGAUAGGUACAAGAAAGCAAUUUACAACGAUGUUCGCGGUAUUCUCUGUUUUGCAUUACCGGCAAUACUUAAUUGUGUCGUUUACGCGAAAUUGUUCGUGAUAGCCAAAAGACAUUCACGCCAUAUUGCUGUAACAUCAACGAGUAUACCUCAUUCCCACCCGUUGCCACUGAGACAGGAUACGAAAUUACUCACCAUUGUUGUGUUCCUUGUCGGAACAUUCAUCGUGUGCUGGUUUCCAUUCCUUUUCGCUGUGUGUUACGAACUCCACCAUGAAAAGUCCGAACUGAGCAAAAGCUUUUGUUUGUUUAAGGAUAUCUCAGAAUGCAUCUUGAUGAGUACGUGUGUGAUAAAUCCUAUCACGUGCGGUCUUUUCAGAAGAGAUAUUCGUCAACGAGAAAGCGUUGAAGAAAUUGAACUAAACUAA